This is a messenger RNA of Miscanthus lutarioriparius, 1278 nucleotides long. NCBI's taxonomy places the organism in Eukaryota, Viridiplantae, Streptophyta, Magnoliopsida, Poales, Poaceae. The record is from the annotation of a GenBank genome assembly.
AUGGCGCGGGGGGCCGUGCUGCUUCUGCUCGCGGCCGCCUUCGCUGCGGCUCUCCUGCCGGACGCCGCCGAGUCCCGCAUCCUCCUCACGCUCCACGACUUCGGCGCCGUCGGCGAUGGCGUCGCGGACGACACCAAGGCCUUAGCCGACGCGUGGACGGCCGCGUGCACCGCCGGGGACAACGUCAUCCUCAACGUGCCCGCCGGCGGGACCUUCCAGAUCUGGCCGCUCACGCUCGCCGGUCCCUGCAGGAGCGAGAUCAAGCUGCUCAUUUCCGGGGACAUCGUUGCGCCGGAGAGCCCCAGCGACUGGGGGCAGGGCCAGCGCAGCCAGUGGCUCCACUUCCACAAGGUUCAGGACCUCAAGAUCACCGGCGGGGGCAUCAUCGACGGCAGAGGGCAGCAGUGGUGGGCGCAAUCGUCGCUUAUGCGUGCGCAGCCCGCUCCCAAGGCUGUUCACUUCGAGGACUGCCAGGGGAUCAGCGUGAAGGGCAUCACCUUGCAGAACAGCCAGUCGUACCACCUGACGUUCACCCGGAGCUCCGACGUCGAGGCGAAUUACCUGAGGGUGACCUCGCCGGAGGACAGCAUCGACACCAAGGGCAUUCACCUCGUUGAUUCGUUCAAUGUCCACGUCAUGGAUAACCUCAUCUCCACAGGCGACGAUUGUGUCUCCAUAGUGGGCAACUGCGAGGAUGUUCGUCUAAGAGCCAUCUCAUGUGGACCUGGCCAUGGUAUCAGUAUUGGAACCUUAGGAGUAAACAACUCCGUUGAUUAUGUGGAGAAGAUCAAAGUUGACACCUUGUUCAUCUCAAACGCUGAGAACGGUGUACGCGUAAGAACCACCAAGAGUGGCGGUGGCGGCUUCGCCCGUAAGGUGAAGUUCGAGAGCAUCGUGAUGAGGAACGUCACCAACCCCAUCAUCGUCGAUCAGGGGAACUCCGACCAUCUGCCAGCUUCAUCUGAAGCAGUAGCACCGGCUGCAGCGACGGUAGUGCAGGUAGAGAAGAUCAACUACAUUGACAUCACGGGCACGUCGGCGUCGAAGCAUGCGGUCACGUUCUCGUGCAGCGACGCCAAGCCGUGCAGGCACCUGUCGCUCGUCAACGUGAACCUUAGCCGGGUGGACGGGAACAAGGCGUCGUCCUACUGCCGCAAGGCGUUCGGGAGGAGCAUCGGCACCGUCAUCCCGGAGUCCUGCCUCUCCAAGGAGGACUUCGUCCAGCACGACGUCCCGCAGCGUUCUGAAGAAGACCGAGAAGAAGAUUCAGAUUCGUGA